This is a messenger RNA of Arvicola amphibius (Eurasian water vole), 5245 nucleotides long. It is a transcript of the gene Pde4c, whose product is annotated as phosphodiesterase 4C. Gene Ontology annotation, cellular component: nucleus; cytosol; perinuclear region of cytoplasm. Gene Ontology annotation, molecular function: 3',5'-cyclic-AMP phosphodiesterase activity. The record is from RefSeq and is a predicted model, not a curated record. Gene Ontology annotation, biological process: signal transduction. Lineage: Eukaryota; Metazoa; Chordata; Mammalia; Rodentia; Cricetidae. The transcript is spliced from 15 exons. The coding region runs from base 3008 to 4852 and encodes 614 amino acids.
GGCAGAGUCUGAUGCCCAUGUGGUUUUCACCAUCGGAACUCGAGGAAUCGAGAAACGCCAGGACCCAACUCAGAGCAGGUGGUUUGCAUGGUUGCUCUGGUCUAUGUUCUCAGCACUUGAGAGACUGAGCAGGAAACAGGUGAGUCCUGCCCAGUUUGGCCUACAGUCUUCAAAAACGAAUAAAUAAAAGAAUCUCUGAGCUGGCAAAGAUGGCUCAGUGGGUAAAGGUGCUUGCCCCCAAGCCUGACAAUCUGAGUUUGAUCCCCAGGACUCACACGGUGGAAGGGAGAGCCAACUCUCACAACUUGCCCUCUGACUUAUUCAUGUGAGCUAUGGCAUGCAUGUGUGCCUACUGCCCCAGAAAUGACAUCAAUAGACAAAUGCCACUUUUUAUUUAAAAAUUUAGAACCCUUCUUAAUUAGGGUUUUAUUGUUGUGAGGAACACCAUGACCAAAUGUAACUUGGAGGAAGGGUUUGUUUGGCUUCCACUUCCACAGCAUUGUUCCUCAUCAAAGGAAGUCAGGACAGGAGCUCACACAGCAGAGCUGAUGCAGAGGCCGUGGAGGGAACUGCCUACUGGCUGGUUCCUCCCCAGCAGCCACUAGUUAGGAAAAUGCCCCACAGGCUUGCCUACAGUCAGCUGUACGUGGCUCUUUCUCAGCUGAGAUUCCCUCCUCUCUGUUGACUCCAGUUCACGUCAAGAGGACUUAGGACUAGCCGUGACAAAGAGCUCUAGGCCUGGGGCUAGAUUUUGGAUGAUAAAGGGCUAUAACUUAAACCAGGUGUGAUGACAUUUGGGAGGGGAGUGGAGGCAGGAGGAUCAAGAGUACAAGGUCAGCCUCACUUCAGGGGCUGCUGGGUAGAACUGACAUUCAGGCUGGGGUGAAAACACACCCAGGAUUGGGCUCAGCAGAGUCUGGGUGGGGGCACCGGUGUGUGGAACAAGAUGGGAGCUUGGCCUAUCAUGAUGCACCCCAGUGAAGGGGGGAGUGUCACGGUGGCUUUGAGGGCUCUGUAGGUCACAUGUGAUAUCUGUUUUCAUCUUUGCAGUGAGGCCAAGGGGCAUGGGAAUCAUACUUAACCCCCCACUUCCCAAAAUAGAAAAUAGAGCUUGGGGCAACUUAGCACUGUUACCUGGGAUGGGAUGGAAGGAAAGACUGAGGGACCAAGUGAUGCUCAAAACCUCCAGGAGAGUCUGGGAGGUAGUUUAAUCCCAUCACUCAGAAGCAGAGGCAAGAGGAUCUCUGUGAGUCUAAGGCCAGCCUGGCCUAUAUAGUGAGUUCCAGACCAGCCUGAGUUAGCAAGUGAGAACCUGUCUUAGUCACUGUUCUGUUGCUGUGUAGAGACACCAAGACCAAGGUGACUUAGAAAAGAAAACAUUUAGUAUUUGGUUUAUAGUCUAGGGUAGUCCACAGCCAUCACGGUGAGGAGCACCAUCAUGGUGGGGAGCAUGGUGGCAGCUGGCAGGCAGGCAUGGUGCUGGGGCAGUAGCUGAGAGCACACAUCUGAUCCUCAAGCAGGAGGUGAACAGAUAAAGGCUGCACCUGGCCUGGGCUUUUUGUUUGUUUUGUUUGUUUAGUUUUGUGAGACAGUUUCUCACUAUAUAGCCCUGGCUUUCCUGAAACUCUCUGUAGACCAGGCUGGUCUUGAACUCACAGAGAUCCAUCUGCCUCUGCCUAAGCAAUUCCACCAGCUGGGGACCAAGCCCUUGAGCACAGGAUCCUGUUGAGGACAUUCUCAUUCAAACAACCACAGGUCAUGUCUCAAAACCAAAACCCAACCAAAAGAGAGAGAGAAAGAAGGAGGAAGGAGAGGGGGGAAAAGAGAGGGAGUGAAAGGGAGAGAGAGAGAGAAAGUAUUGCCUCAAGCCAACAGAACACCUGGCACACAGUGAACUUAGUCCUUUGAGGAAAUUUGUUUGAGAGAGACAGACAAAGAGAGGGAGACAGACAGAGAGAGAGAGAGAGAGAGAGAGAGAGAGAGAGAGAGAGAGAGAGAGAGAGAGAGAGAGAACAGCACAACAGAGAUUGUCUUUCUUUCACCAUGUGGGUCUCAGGUCCUCAGACUUUGUGGUAAGUGCCGGCACAGACUGAACCUCCUGGCUGGCUCCCUGUGUCUUGGGUCUGGGGAAGGAGCAGAGCUGGAGAUGGUUUCCAAGUCACAUACCCUCAUUCUUGCCAGUUCCUUCCCAGCACAGUGCCCUCUGGAGACUCCCUCAGGCCUGAGGCAUGGCACUGCCCUGGCUAUCUCCUCGUGCUCUACACUCAGCCCAACUGUGCUGUCUACACGCUUACACUUCUGUUAUUAGGGUGGGAACUGUCCUCGCUGCUCUCCACCACUCUCCGGGAAAUUCCCCCUGAGACUAGGAGGAGUGGUGAGUGGGAACCGGGAGAGUGAGACCAGGCAGGAAUCCUGGUUGCAAGGUGGAGCCCUGGGGUGUCUUGGGGCCAAUGAGAUCUCGUGUCCUGUCGAGAGUCUGAGCGCCGUGGGGCUAUAAAGACCCGGGUGUCUACCGUGUCCUGUUGGCUGCCCUGAGAGCGCAGGCAAGGUGGGUCUUCAUCCAGCUCUUUAACCCCAGGGUGGGGACACGCUUCCCCUCUGGCCUCUGCCUUUAGUGCCUGGGAUCUCUGGCCUGUGACCUUAUGUGCACAUGUCUGGGCGGUGUGUGUGUGUAGGGGGGUGGAGGUACCUCCAAUUUUGCCGUCUUUCUGGGACCCCUCUUCCAACGGCUGGGGCUGGACCUGCAAGCCUGCCUCUCCGAAUAUGCUGAAGAGCCUGCCUUGUGUCUCCAGGAAACGGAUCCUGAAUCGAGGCUUCUUGCUCAAGAGGCCAGGAGCUUCCGUGACUGGUGGGGGCAGCCUCAAAUCUGAGUCCUGUGAUCUUUCCUGCCUGGCUUCAGCACCGCGGAGAGGGAGGCUCCUUGGGGUGGGAUCCCGGCUCUGGACACAGACCCUCCCGGGGCCACCCACAGUCUCUCUUUCCUUUCCUUGGUUUUGGGGGGCCGCGCAUGGAGACCCUGGGUGUCAGCCGCGCAGGGGUCCCACGGCCCCCGAAGCAUUUGUGGAGGCAGCCACAGCGCCCCAUCCGCAUCCAGCGGCGCUUCCAUUCGGACCCGGAGUCCAGCGAGUGGCCUGUGCUCGUGAAGUCCUGGCGCUCGUGGCCCAGCUCCUUCCACCGCCGCUUCGACCUGGAAAAUGGGUUCGCGAGCUGCAGAGGCCCCUUGGACCCUCAAUCUGGCCGCGUCCUCCAGCCCCCUGGCCAGCAAGGCCAGCGGCGCGAGUCCUUCCUGUACCUCUCCGACAGUGACCAUGAGCCUUCAUCGAAGGCUGUGUCCCGGAACUCCUCGGUGGCCAGUGAUCUACAUGGAGAAGACAUGAUUGUCACGCCCUUCGCCCAGGUUCUGGCCAGCCUCAGAACGGUCCGCAGCAACGUGGCCGCCCUUGCCCAGAGCCCAGGCAGCACCACCAGGCAGCCACUCUUGGGGACCCCUCCGUGUGGCAGCCAGCUGGCCGCCACCACAGAGGACGCUGGGCUGCAGCUGGCGCAGGAGACGCUGGAGGAGCUGGACUGGUGCCUGGAGCAGUUGGAGACACUACAGACGCGGCGCUCUGUGGGAGAGAUGGCAUCCAACAAGUUCAAGCGCAUUCUCAACCGCGAGUUGACCCAUCUGUCGGAAACCAGCCGCUCAGGGAACCAGGUGUCGGAGUACAUCUCCCAGACCUUCCUGGACCAGCCGGCGGAGGUGGAGCUUCCCAGGCUGCCCACGGAGGACACACCGCCCAUGUCCCGGAUCAGUGCCCUGCGCGGGCCCCGCCCCGCCAGCCUCCCCACAACUGCCGUCCCCCGCUUCGGGGUCCAGACAGACCAGGAGGCGCAGCUGGCUAAGGAACGGGACCUGCUCAAGACGUUCCAGAUUCCGGCGGACACGCUGCUGACGUUCCUGCUCACGCUGGAGGCUCACUACCAUGCUGACGUGCCGUACCACAACAGUGUGCACGCCGCGGACGUGGCCCAGUCCGCGCACGUGUUGCUGGGCACCCCUGCCCUGGAGGCUGUGUUCACAGAUCUGGAAGUCUUGGCGGCUAUCUUUGCAUGCGCUAUCCAUGACGUGGACCACCCGGGCGUCUCCAAUCAGUUUCUCAUCAACACCAACUCGGAGCUGGCGCUGAUGUACAAUGACAUGUCAGUGUUGGAGAACCAUCACCUCGCGGUGGGCUUCAAGCUCUUGCAGUCAGAAAACUGCGACAUCUUCCGGAAUCUCAGCGCCAAGCAGAGACUGAGUCUGCGCAGGAUGGUCAUAGACAUGGUGCUGGCCACAGACAUGUCCAAACACAUGAGCCUCCUGGCCGAGCUCAAGACCAUGGUGGAGAUGAAGAAGGUGACCAGCCUCGGGGUCCUGCUCCUGGACAACUACUCCGACCGUAUCCAGGUCCUACAGAGCCUGGUGCACUGUGCUGACCUCAGCAACCCCACCAAACCCCUGCCACUCUACCGCCGGUGGACUGACCGCAUCAUGGCCGAGUUUUUCCAGCAGGGUGACCGUGAACGCGAGUCGGGCCUGGACAUCAGCCCCAUGUGUGACAAGCACACUGCCUCUGUGGAGAAGUCCCAGGUGGGAUUCAUUGACUACAUCGCCCAUCCGCUGUGGGAAACAUGGGCUGACCUGGUGCACCCCGAUGCUCAGGAGCUGUUGGACACUUUGGAAGACAAUAGAGAGUGGUAUCAGAGUCGGAUACCAUGCAGCCCCACCCACUCCGUGGGGCAAGAGCGCUGUGGUCCUGACAGGUUCCAGUUUGAGCUAACGCUGGAGGAGGCUGAGGAGGAAGAGGAUGAAGGGCAGACUCAGCACUGAGCAUCCAGUCCUCAGAGUCACCCGGCACUUAGCUUCUGUCCUCCAAGACCAGCGCAGAGCACAGGAUAGACCUGACAAGAUUUUGGGCUAGCCUAGCAUGGACCAUGAAGUCACAGACACGCCCUUUGGGCGCCUAUGGAUGCUGGAGACUUCCGAAGUGAUUUCUGGCCGUGUCAGCUUCUCUUUUCACCCGUUAAAGAGCACAGCCGAGAUUUACACAUAGACAGAUCUUGGGUUCCAUUUGGAAGCCUGCGGCUGGGGUCCACUCUGACCUCAGGCUUGGCUGGAAUGGGAUUGGCAUCUGGGCAGCGCCUCCUCUUGCCUCUGUCCGUCCGGCUUGUCCUGCUUCGGUUCGGUCGGCUUCGGCUUCGGUCUGCUAGGGCUGGGGCUCAC